AUGGAGGCUGAUUUACAUCAAGUUAUCAAAGCAAAUGAUGACCUCACCCCUGAACACUAUCAGUUUUUCCUAUAUCAGCUACUUCGGGGUUUGAAAUAUAUACACACAGGUACUUAUGCUUCCACUGGUUUCGAAUUGGAUCUCUAUUCUUACUUGUCUCCUUGUACAUAUUUAACAUGUCUACCCCUACAAUUUGUUUUUUUAAUUUAUUCAGCUGCAUACUCACCUAGUCCUUGGUUUUUAUAUUAUUCUAAUACAUCUUUUUUCUUCCUCUUCUGUUUCAAUAUAGCUAAUGUAUUUCACCGCGAUCUCAAACCGAAAAACAUUCUGGCAAACUCUGAUUGCAAACUCAAAAUUUGUGACUUCGGCCUGGCAAGGGUGGCUUUCAAUGAUACGCCGACUGCGAUAUUUUGGACAGUAAGCUUUCAUCAAUUUACUAGAAUUUGUAAGGUCUCUUUGUUUACUUUUCACAUGCCAAGGCCUUUUCUUGCAGGACUAUGUGGCAACAAGAUGGUACAGAGCUCCUGAACUGUGUGGAUCUUUUUUCUCAAAGGUGAUUGGCUUUCUAUUGUCAUUGCGCCAAAGAAUAAAGAAGUUAAAUAGUCUACGUGUAGUGAUCAAUGACUUUUGACUUAUUAUUGAAUUUUAUCUCUUGACUUGUUUUCUAUUCAUCUUUUUACUUCUUUUAUUUGACUAAACAGAGAGCAGAAUUAGAGUGGUAAUCAGGAUGUAUAUGAUCAUUUUGGGUCGUAUAACACCAUAUGAUCUGGAUAGGCGUGAUGAUAUUCCAGUUGACUUUAAUUUCAGACCUUCUGCUACGUGAUACGUUCUGAUACUGAAUACUAUCUGUAUAUUGGGAUAUUAUUCUCUACUUAUCCAUAUCAUAUUAUAAUUGAGCAUUGUGGCAUAUAAGUGUUUGAAAUUUUAUGCCUUUAUUCCCCUUUUACAGUUUGUGUGGAGAAGUUGCUGUUGAUAUUAUUUGAUUGGAAGUUUUUAGGCUGAGGAAAUUGUGGAGAUUUUUGAGAGGUGUCACAGAAAAGAAAACAUUUCUCAGAAACUGGGAUGCAGUAUCUUCCAGCGAAAUUUACGUGCUCCAAAUACAAUAAGUUUUCUAUUUGAAAGGAUCAUUCAGGAAGUUUCAUUGAUGAUUGAACAGCUGCUGUUCAGCUACUUAAUUCAUUCUUGAAGCUAGAACUAGGUGCAAUGGGUAUUGUUUUUCUCCCCUGUUUUUUUAGACCUGACCAAAAUCCAGUCCUACGUCUACUAGAAAAAGGUGCCAGAAUGAAGCACAUUAAUGUUCAAUACUUUUGAUUUUUGACUGCCUCUACUAUUGUUCAUAUCCUAUGGAACUUACUCAUGAGUGCUGCGAAGUGCUCCUGGCAACAUAAAUUGGCUGUAGAGUUGGAAAGGUGAUGCUGCAGGUUGCCUCAAAUGGGAUAAAUAAGCUUUACUAAGUGUGAACAAAUCUAAGACUGUCUGUUUGGCAGCUUAAUGACCUUACUGAUGAUUUUUCUGGAGAAGGGGGCAUAAAAUCUCAUUAUUUCUUUUCAAGGUCCCAAUAAUGCAGAAAAGUAAGGGAAUAAUUUGUUCAUCAGUUGCACUUUUAUCUGUGGCUUUCUAUCAAUUGCCUUUAAAGUAUACAUGUAAUGAUAUAAAAUGAUAAAUGCAGGUUUGGUUAUGGGUAUGUGAUAUGAAAAUAUGAAAUUUGCACAAGGAUUCAUGUCAAAUUGUUUACAAAAUUGAUUAAGAGAAUGCAACAUCUUUAUAGAAAAUAUAUUCUUGCGAUUUUUUUUUUUAUCUUAUUAAGUACUCACUUAGACCAUUUGGCCUCUGUUUGGAUAACUACGGCCUUGCAACUCAGCUAUUUAACUUUUUGUUAAACAACGGCCCAUCAAUCUAUGGUCCACUGGAGGGACUUCCAAGCAUCAUCUAAUGGGACCCUGAAACAGAUGUACCCAACAAAUUAUAAAGUCGGUUAAAAAACGAGGGCUAUAAAUUGAAAACAGUAGGGAGCGUUCAAUGGAUCCUUUAAUCAUAUUUUAUCGGCUGUUAUCGUAAAUGCAAGUGCUUGCCAUUUGGUUUGAGCUCAUUUUUUGCACUGAAAACGUGGAGGAUAAAUUGUUUGUUGAGCUGCUUAUAUGUAACAUUUAAUUACAGUUGUUUGGUGACAACACAGAUUAGAGAGUAGCCUCUGUACAUCCCUGCUAACCAUUUGGCCUGUAAGUUUGCUGAGCAAACUGUAUUAGACACUCAAAGGGAGGGCUGAGUAAGCCGUUGAAGACAUGUUGGGGUUUCAGGAAGGUCCAUUUAAUGGUAACAAUCAAAGACAUCCUGCAUAAGGAGUGAGAAGGGCAAGGGGUGGUGUUUUGUAACAACAGUAGGGUCAGCGCAGAAGGACAAGUUCAUUAUACAAUUCGUGGUUUCUGCACAUUUUAUUACGUUUUAAAAUACAUUAUUUAUUUCAUAAACUUGAUUUAGGGCUGUGUAGAUAUUCCCUCAAAGUCUUAACUUUUUGCAGCCUUUCUGUUUGAAAUGAGGUUUUCUACCAUCAUCAUCUGGAGAUAUAAAUUCCCUGAUUGUAAUCCUAGCAAACACAUCUUUCAUCCAUAACUUUACACUUCAUGCCAGAUAUUUUGUGGGAGGAUAACAAUAAAUGCAGUAGAAUGAACAAUCAGCUUUCAUUCUUCAGGUUGAUUUUAUCUUCAGUCCUUGAGUGUAAAAUUAUUGCUUUGCAUCAUUAAGAAAAUGAUCCACUCCAUGCAAUAUAUUGAGAAAACCUGAUUUUUAAAGCCGUCUCUACAUCCUCUAACACGUACUUAAGGUAACUGAGAUCUCCACAUGGAUAAAUAUGUAGUCAUUAUGACGUCUGAAUUUCCAUCGUGGAAAUUUUGGCGGUUUAUCCAAAUCUAUAGCUUCUAUCGCCUAUAACAGACUGCAAAAUAAAUGUACAAAUUAAAUUUCUCGUUGAGAGUUUGCCAUUUGAAUUCUGUUACAAUUUCUAAUAUGGGGUAAUAUAGAAAUUGUCACCUAACUUCCAAGUUUCCUUUUGCAGUACACACCAGCCAUUGAUAUAUGGAGCAUUGGCUGCAUCUUUGCCGAACUUCUUACUGGGAGACCUCUUUUUCCUGGGAAAAAUGUUGUUCACCAGUUGGAUUUAAUGACAGAUCUCUUGGGGACACCUUCUGCAGAAGCCAUUGCAAGGGUCUCUUCUCGUUGCUGAAUUUUCUUUAGCAUUGUUCCUCUCCAUCAAUUGGAGGUUAUCCAAUGCCAUAGCUUUGUCUGACUAAAGGUGUACUCAAUAUAGGUGAGGAAUGAGAAGGCCAGGAGGUACUUGAGCAGUAUGCGUAGGAAGAAACCUAUACCCCUUUCUCAAAAGUUCCCAAAUGUUGAUCCCUUAGCUCUUCGCUUGCUAGAAAAAAUGUUGGCUUUUGAACCAAAGGAUCGGCCUUCUGCUGAAGAGGUACUGUGCAAAGCGUCCACCAGCUGGUGUAACCUUCCAAGGGUCAUGCUUUUAGUAUGUUUUUUCUUCGUGUAUGCGAUGAAAUUCUAAAGUGGUUAUUUCUCUGCAAGGUGUUAGGCUCUGGCUGAUCCCUAUUUCAAGAGCUUGGCAAAGGUUCAGAGAGAACCUUCUGCUCAACCAGUAACCAAGCUGGAGUUUGAAUUUGAGAGAAGAAGGGUAACCAAAGAAGAUAUCAGGGAGCUCAUUUAUCGAGAAAUUCUGGAGUAUCAUCCAAAGCUGCUGAAAGAGUUCUUACAGGGAACAGACUCGAUGGGUUUCAUGUAUCCAAGGUAG
This is a messenger RNA of Spirodela intermedia, 3793 nucleotides long. The record is from the annotation of a GenBank genome assembly. NCBI's taxonomy places the organism in Eukaryota, Viridiplantae, Streptophyta, Magnoliopsida, Alismatales, Araceae.